Messenger RNA from Coregonus clupeaformis (lake whitefish), 2477 nucleotides. Its product is annotated as rap1 GTPase-GDP dissociation stimulator 1. The record is from RefSeq and is a predicted model, not a curated record. The transcript has 15 exons. Gene Ontology annotation, biological process: positive regulation of GTPase activity. Gene Ontology annotation, cellular component: cytosol. Gene Ontology annotation, molecular function: protein binding; guanyl-nucleotide exchange factor activity. NCBI's taxonomy places the organism in Eukaryota, Metazoa, Chordata, Actinopteri, Salmoniformes, Salmonidae. Bases 457 to 2283 code for a protein of 608 amino acids.
UUCCCUGUGCAUGGAUUCUGUGCUGCAACUGCAAGAAAGCGAGCAUAGGAAGUGCGUUUCUAGUAGGGUUGAAGCAAAACUCUGCGGUUGAAGUAGCGAAUAUUGGCGUGGAUGUGGAUCAAUACUACCAGGGGAUAAAUUACACAACCAUACCAUCAUAGUUGUGAGCUCGGGGUCGUACGAUAGGCUACGCUGCAAGCAUCCCCGGCGCCAUCUGGGAGGGAGAGGUUGUGUUGUGGCUUGCUGGUAUUGCCGGGUACGACACGGCGUGGGUUAGCUAAGGUGGGCCUUGGUAUCUGAUUGACCAGCCAGCUAGCGACUUCAAAUAAUAUAAAAUCAAGUGUCAAUCAACACUUACAACUUGCUAAUUUUUUGCUGUGAAUAGCAAUUUCACAGCCUUCUGGGCGCAUCCUAAUUCGAAAUUGAUUGGACUAUCACGCGAACUACAGUAGUCAAAUGGCAGAUAACCUGAGUGAUGCUUUGAAGAAGCUGAAGCUAGCCUCAGUGGACAGCGCCACAGACAGUGUGGAGAGCUGCCUGGACUGCCUGCUCAAAGCACUGGCCCACAACAAUGCUGAUGCCAGUGAGAAGAUCCAGGAGAUGGGCGUUCUCCCCCUGCUUCCCACCCUGCUGGCCCCACAGUCCUCCUGCACCCCCAAAGUAGCCAACAUCAUAGCCGAUGUGGCCAAAAAUGAGUUCAUGCGUAGCCCCUGUGUGGAGGCGGGCCUCAUCCCCCCCCUUGUGCAGCUGCUCCACUCCAAGGACCAGGAGGUGCUGCUGCAGACAGGCCGUGCCCUGGGCAACAUCUGCUACGACAGCCAUGAGGGCAGGAGUGCAGUUGACCUGGCGGGAGGGGCUCAGAUAGUAGCUGGACACAUAAAGUCACUGUCCCAAAAUACUGACCCGGACAAUGGGAAGCUCUUGACUGUCUUUUGUGGCAUGCUGAUGAACUAUAGCAAUGAUAAUGACUCCUUGCAGGCCCAGCUGAUCAACAUGGGAGUGAUCCCCACCUUGGUGAAGCUGCUGGGACUCCACUCCGACAACACAGCCCUCACAGAGAUGUGCCUCAUCGCCUUCGGAAACCUUGCCGAGCUCGAGUCCAGUAAGGAACAGUUUGCCUCAACGAACAUCGCCGAGGAGCUGGUGCGUUUGUUCCAGAGGCAGGCGGAACACGAGAAGAAGGAGAUGAUCUUUGAGGUGCUGGCUCCACUCGCUGAGAACGAUGUGAUCAAGCUGCAGUUGGUGGAGGCGGGCCUGGUGGAGUGUCUGUUAGAUGUGGUAGCUCAAACAGUGGACGGAGUGCGGGAGGAGGAUGUGGCGCAGCUCAAAACAGCCUCCGACCUCAUGGUGCUGCUGCUGCUGGGAGAUGAGUCCAUGCAGAAGCUGUUUGAGGGGGGCAAGGGCAGUGUGUUCCAGAGGGUCCUGUCCUGGGUGCCAUCCCACAACCACCAGCUGCAGCUGGCAGGGGCACUGGCCAUCGCCAACUUUGCUCGCAACGAUGGUAACUGCAUCCACAUGGUGGAAUCCGGCAUCGUUCAGAAGCUGCUGGAUCUGCUGGAUCGCCAUGUGGAGGAGGGCAACGUCACCGUGCAGCAUGCCGCGCUCAGCGCCCUGCGCAACCUGGCCAUACCUGUGGUGAACAAAGCUAAGAUGCUGUCGGCAGGUGUGUCAGAUACGGUGUUGAAGUUCCUCCCGUCAGAGAUGCCUCCUGUCCAGUUCAAACUGCUGGGCACGUUACGCAUGCUCAUCGACACUCAAGCGGAUGCGGCAGACCAGCUGGGGACCAAUGGGAAGCUGGUGGAGCGUCUGGUAGAGUGGUGUGAGGCCAAGGACCACGCAGGGGUCAUGGGAGAGUCCAACAGGCUGCUCUCAGCCCUUAUCCGCCACAGCAAGUCAAAGGACGUCGUAAAAACAGUCAUCCAGGGUGCAGGCGUGAAGCACUUAGUACUCAUGGCGACGAGUGAACACAUGAUCAUGCAGAACGAGGCGCUGGUGGCUCUGGGCCUCAUCGCCGGGUUGGACCUGGUGGGGGCUGAGAAGGACUUUGUUGGGGCUGGCCUGGUACAGGUGCUCCACAAGCUUCUGUCAGACGAGAUGAGUGCGCCGGAGGUCAAAUACAACUCCAUGAUCAUCAUCUGUGCGGUCAUGGGCUCAGAGCCUCUCCAUAAAGAAGUACAGGGCCUGGCAUUCAUCGACGUGGUCUCCAAGCUGCGGUCGCACGAGAACAAAACGGUGUCCCACCAGGCGUCGCUCACAGAGCAGAGGCUAACGGCACAGAGCUAAAGGACUCUAACUCCCACAAUCCCCCACUCCCACAUCCCCCCCCAAGCCCCAAUGCCUGCCUCAUAGCCAAUCCCUGCCCCCCAUUCCUCUCUUCAGAAUCUCCCUGCAUCUGUGUGUGUCCCAUCGUCACGUGCCAAGGUAUCCUGUCUCUGUCCCCCUGUCAACAGCCAGCUGUUCCAGCUAACUACCCCCCU